Rhizoctonia solani is the source of this 1845-nucleotide messenger RNA. RefSeq lists its product as uncharacterized. Bases 1 to 1845 code for a protein of 614 amino acids. The record is from RefSeq and is a predicted model, not a curated record. The transcript has 11 exons. NCBI's taxonomy places the organism in Eukaryota, Fungi, Basidiomycota, Agaricomycetes, Cantharellales, Ceratobasidiaceae.
AUGCUUUUUCACUUUGUUAUCAUCGCUCUCUGGGUCCUCCAGAUCUGCUUCCCUGUUAUAGACCAUCUGAUGUCCGGUAACUCUAUCGCUGGCUCUCGCGAGCCUCUGGUACUGCUCUUACCAAAGGCACCGCCAAUCCUCCUGUUGGAUGACCCGGAACCGACCAUACAACCUCCUUUAACCGAUGCGUCUCACUUCGAGGGACUGUUUGCCAGCAUGAGCUCGGCUACAGACUUGGACGAGUGGUCUGUACAUCAUCAGGUCAUCUUCACGAUUAUUUUCGCCGCUCUUCUGCUUGUGUUGGCCUGUGCUGGAUUGGCCAUUCUAAAUGCUGAAGCUGCUCCUCCGGUACCUCUCUCACUCGAACUAAUCGGCCUGUGCGAACGAUGUAGCUCCGUCUCCGCCCAUUCUGCCUCCGCCCGCCUCACCCGGAUCGAUGCAAAGACCGGGGUUGCGGGCACAGCUGAGUCUAAUGGCGAAUGGGUGGAAGGCAGAACUCUGGAGCCAGCGGUAUCAACAGGUUCGGUUAGCUCUAGUGUACAUGAGAACAACGCCGGAGCACCAUCGCAAACAGAGUCGGCCGAUUCAAUCUUUACACCUCGACACAGGAGCCAUAUGCUGGAGUUGAUCGCAUCCCUCAGGAGGUUGGAACAAUCAGGAAAUCCUACAGGACGACCGUACGACACCGGUAGCUGGAGCGACCUUUCGGAUGUGCAGGCGAGAGCGCGGACACCUGAGUCUGAGUCUGAGUCUGAGCCUGGCACGGCGCUGUCGACCACGGUCAGCCAGGACGACAUGUACAUAUUACUCCAUGGUAUGGUUGAAGCUCUGGAAACUUGGUCACCAACCAGAGGACCUGGAGCAGGUGCCGUGGUCGAAUCCAGACUAAGGCCGCCUCCAGCUUGCUUUAAUUUGGGUUUGCCUCUUGCAGCCAACUCAUCGUACGAGUCAAGAUUAUCCCGAUCGACAUCAACGAUCAGGACCACAGUCAACAGGGACGGCCUGCGCAGACCUUUCACUGGUACGGUUGAGCCUCUGAGAAUUCGACGACCAAACAGAGGAUCUGGAACGGGAGUCAUGGUCGAAACUAGACCAAGGCCGCCCACAGCUGGCUUGGAUAUGGACUUGCCUCUUUCGGCCCGCGCGUCAUAUGAAUCAAGAGUAUUCCGGUCGACGUCGGUGAUGAACGCGACAGCCAGUACGGUUGAACCUCUGAGAAUUCGACGACCAAACAGAGGACCUGGGAUGGGAGCCGUAGUCGAGACCACAGCAAGACCGCCUUCACCUGGCUUGAAAGUAGGCUUAUCUUUUGCAGCCGGCUCACCGCAUGAGUCAAGAUUAUCCCGGUCGACAUCGGUGGUCAGGACUACAGUCAACCGGGCCAGCCUGCAUAGACCAUUCAGUGGUACGGUUGAGCCUCUAAGAAUUCGACGACCAAACGGUAGACCUGGAACUGAAGUCGCGGUCGGGGCCAGACUGAGAUCGCCCCCGGCUGACUUGAAUAUGGGCUUGGCUCUUUCAGCUAGCUUGUUAUAUGAGUCAGGAUUAUCCUGGUCGAUAUCAACCAUGGGGACUACAGGCAGCCGGGACGGCCGGUACGGACCACUCAAUAGUGUGGUUGAGCCCCUAAGAAUCAGGCGACCAAACAGAGGAUCUGGAACCGCAGCUAUGGUCGAAGCUAGACUGAGGCCGCCCCCAGUUAACUCAUAUGUGGGCCCGCCUCUUGUAGCCAGCUCGUCAUACGGGACAGGGAUAGUUCGGUCGUCGUCGGCGAUAAGUGGGCUUGGGAUGGAGCGGGGGUGGGCGGGGAUCCACACGCGGCCGUUUGCGCACCUACGCACGUGA